Sphaeramia orbicularis (orbiculate cardinalfish) is the source of this 1353-nucleotide messenger RNA. Its product is annotated as ribosomal protein L7-like 1. Bases 35 to 778 code for a protein of 247 amino acids. The record is from RefSeq and is a predicted model, not a curated record. Gene Ontology annotation, cellular component: cytosolic large ribosomal subunit. Lineage: Eukaryota; Metazoa; Chordata; Actinopteri; Kurtiformes; Apogonidae. The transcript is spliced from 6 exons. Gene Ontology annotation, biological process: maturation of LSU-rRNA from tricistronic rRNA transcript (SSU-rRNA, 5.8S rRNA, LSU-rRNA). Gene Ontology annotation, molecular function: RNA binding; structural constituent of ribosome.
CACUGUGUGACGGCUGAGACAGAUUGAUUCCAGGAUGGCAGAGGCUGAAUCUAAAAAAGUUAUCAAGUUAGUUCCAGAGUAUCUUCUGAAGAAGAGGAAAGCAUACCAGGCUAUUAAAGCCACACAAGCUAAACUAGCACUGCUUGAAAAGAGAAAGGUAUCAAAAGGCAAACCACUUAAGUUCAAACGUUUAGAAGACUUCUUAAAAGACAGCCACAGGAAACAUCGUGAUGAAACACGCAUCCAAAGAAAUCGGCACAGACCACCUGCCCCUCUGCCUCCAGCCAAGAACAGGCUGGCGUUUGCUGUCCGAAUCAGAGAGAUUAAAGGUGUUAGUCAGAAAGUGAUGAAGGUGAUCCAGAUGUUGAGGCUGAGGAUGAUCUUCAGUGGAGCCUUCGUCAAAAUCAGUAAGACGUCUGUAGCGAUGAUGAAGGUGGUGGAGCCCUACGUGGCCUGGGGAUUCCCCAACUUGAAGUCUGUUCGUGAGCUUAUUCUGAAAAGAGGACAGGCCAGAGUCGGCCGCAGGAGGAUCCCCCUCACCGACAACAGCUUUAUCGAGCAGCACAUGGGUAAACAUGGUAUCAUCUGUUUGGAGGACCUGAUCCAUGAGAUCUACUCUGUCGGUAAAGGCUUCCGGGCUGCCAACAACUUCCUGCAGCCUUUCAAGCUGUCAGUGGCCCGUCACGCUGCCAGGGACAAGGCUGGGCUCCUGAAGGACCUGGGAAAGCCUGGGUUCCGUGGUACAGACAUCAACAGCAUCAUCAGACAACUGAACUGAGGAAACACACCCAGGACACACUCUGUGCAGCAGAUUCAACCAGUCUUUACUUUCCGAGGAUCAGUUGCCAAUGAUGACAGAAGGGUUUGUUUUGUCUCUCUGGCUGUCGACGCCUCACCCAGACUCCUAUAUUAAACAUGACCUUUUUCUAUAUAUGGUUUGUUUGGUUAUAAUUCCAGUAUGGUGGGAGGCAAAAAGAACACCUGGAAUCAAGAUUGUUGCCUUUGCUGUGUUUGACUUCUGUGCUCAUGAGUGAAACACAUGAUGGAAGCAGUGAAUACUCUUCACUAAUAACCUAACAACAUUUAGAAUCAUCUGUUGAAAUGUCAGAUAUUGUUUGUUUGUUAAAAGGUGUUAUAUUACUACGUUUAUUGUUCCUGUGGUUCUCAGGAACUUAUCGUUAUGUGUGAAGUGAAUUGGUUAAUUAAGGCAGAUUGUCUUGCAAACCUACAGCAGAAUCACACACUGCAAUAACAACGGGAAUUGUAAAUGUUUUGCUUUUGUUUUGUUUUGAUUCACUGUUAAUAUAGUGUAUUUCACAAUAAAAGGAAUCAUUCAGAACUUUUGCAACAAGA